This is a messenger RNA of Paramecium sonneborni, 566 nucleotides long. Lineage: Eukaryota; Ciliophora; Oligohymenophorea; Peniculida; Parameciidae. The record is from the annotation of a GenBank genome assembly.
UUUAAAUACAUGUAGUUUACUUCUAGUAAGGAAAGUUAAUAUCUGUUUACAUUGUAUGAAAUGUGUAGAAGAAAUAUUAUAAAUUAAUCAUAAAAAGGAGAACUAAAAGGUAACUUUUUCCUAUUGAUUUAACAGAUUUGCUAAUUUAAGGUGACAAAAAAACUUAAGAAAUUCUAUAGAUUUAUCAGAAAAAUGCAAAUAAAUCAGAAUUAGAGAAAGGCAUCCUCGAAUUAUUAGGUAAGCAUUUCAAAUAUACUAUCUAGAUCAAUCUGAUGAAUCUUAUUCAAUUUACAGUAUACCUUCUUAAUAUAAAUCUAGAAGACCAAAGCCUGUGAAAGUUUAAUCACUUGAAAAAAAUUGGUAUUAAAAAUAAAUAUUAAAGGGCUUGCAAAUCUUAAGAUUUUCUUAAAUCAAAACCAAACAUGCAGGAAGAGUUGAAUAAACUUAAUAAAGCUAUAAAGGAACGAUAUUCUUUCAAUCAUCUCGAAAAACAAUACCAAUAAAAAAAUUAAGGCAAAAGAUUAUCUGAUAAUUUCUAUAUAGAAUCAGUUAACACAGGUUUUUGA